CUUUCCUAUAGCCAGCCAUGGCAGAGAAGGAUCAAGUUAGGCCCUUAGCCCCAUCAAUAGAUCGCCCAAGCAGCGACGAGGAUGACACCACUUCACACCGCCGAACACUUGGUUGUAGAAAGUUCAUCAAAUGGUGUGCUUGCCCAUUAUCCUUUUUACUUCUUCUAGCAAUAAUAAUCAUCGUUUUGAUCUUCACUGUGUUUCAUGUUAAGGACCCCGUUAUCAAAAUGAAUGGUGUCAAAAUCACAAAGUUCGGACUUGCCAACACUUUAACACCAAAACCUGGGGCUAACAUGUCCAUGGUUGCAGAUGUAUCAGUGAAGAAUCCUAAUGUUGCAUCCUUUAUGUAUAGUAAUACCACCACAAGUUUGUACUAUCAUGGCAUCAUGGUUGGUGAGGCUAGAGGACCACCUGGGAGGGCCAAGGCUAGAAGAACAGUAAGGAUGAAUCUCACAAUUAAUGUCAUCACGGAUCGAAUCCUGUCCAGUCCAGAUUUUGGGUCAGAUUUGGUUUCUGGGGUGUUGACUAUGAACAGCUUCUCAAGUGUUCCUGGCCACGUUAAGAUAUUGAGCUUGUUUAAUAAACAUGUUGUUGUGAAAAUGAAUUGCACCACCACUUUCAAUAUUUCUACACAGGCAAUUGAAGAUCAGAGUUGUAAGCGGAAGGUUAAACUUUAG
Molecule: messenger RNA, 677 nt
Organism: Abrus precatorius (Indian licorice)
Lineage: Eukaryota; Viridiplantae; Streptophyta; Magnoliopsida; Fabales; Fabaceae
Exons: 1
Coding region: 18-677 (219 amino acids)
Source: RefSeq, a predicted model, not a curated record